AAUGCAGAAUUGCAUUUCCAUUUUUAAUUAGUGUUUGUUUGAUGAAGAUGAUGGGGUGGAAAGCAUUCAAAAUCAUCACUCUUAACCUGACCAUAUUGGCAAUCAUUCGGAAUGGUCAAUGCCAAUAUGGUAAUGCUAAAAAUAAAGGAGUUGUGGUUGAAACUGAAUAUCAAAAACCGGUAAUCGAAACUAAUAGCUAUGAAGAACCUGUAUGGAAGGAAGAACCCGAAUAUCAACCGGAAAUCAUCAAAGAAGAACAACCAAGUUAUAAACCCAAAGAAGUUAUCGUCAGUGAAGGAACUGGUGGUGGAUAUGGUGGUGGAUCAAAAAAAAGUGCUGCCAUUCGUCAGGAACCGAUUUGGCAAGAAGAACAGCCAAGUUAUAAACCCAAAGAAGUGAUUGUCAGUCAAGGAACUGGCGGUGGCUAUGGCGGUGGAUCGAAAAAAAUCUGGAAUGAACAGCCCCAAGUAUGGAAAGAAGAUUAUCAUCAACAACCAAAAGUGAUAACCAAAGUAAUACGCGAACCAAUAGUCGUAACCAAAGUGGUCAAACAGCCUGUCGUCAAAGUGAUUCGGGUAGUGGAAAAAGUUCCCGUCUAUAAACAACCGGUAUAUCAUCAAGUUUGGGUGAAAAAAACUUAUAGCGGCGGAUAUGGUAAUGGACACGGUGGUGGACAUGGUGGUGGACACGGUGGCGGAUAUGGGGGUGGGGGAUACGGUGGCAGACGCGGGGGUGGUGGAGGGGGAUACGGCCGUCGACGUCGAAGCAUUACAUUCGAUGGGGAUGAUCAUUCGAUCGAUAAACGGGCAUCGAAAUGGAGAGAUUAUAAGAAACAAGCCAAAUGGCAAACUAAACAAGCAAAAUGGGCAGCAAAACAAGAGAAACGUGAUAAAUGGAAAAAAAUCAAAAAAGGGGAUUUCGAUGGCGGAUAUGAACAAAAACACCAUGGUUAUGAACAACCAAAGCAUCAUGGCUAUGAGCAGCCCAAACAUCAUGGUUAUGAACAACCAAAGCAUCAUGGCUAUGAACAGCCCAAAGGAUAUGGACAUCGUGCUCGUCGCAGUUAUGAUGAUGCUGGUGACACCAACUAUGACGAUUAUGAUCAACAACAGAUUUACACCAAACAAGAAUAUGAUCAGCCAUCGACCAAAGUGGAGACCGAUCAACAACAACAACAGCAUUAUGAUAAGACUAAAAUAGUGGAACAAAUCUAUGAGGAAGAGACCAAAUCGCCAAUCCAACAGCAACCGGAAUAUACGCCGGAACUUAAAGAUUAUAAUGCCAAUCAACAGGUAGCCGCCAUACAAAACGAAGAACAUUCAUAUCCAACAAUCAAAGAGGAAAGCCAAGAAAAACAAACAAAAGAUGACGACGGCUAUAGCGGAUAUGGUGUCGGUGUAUAUGGGGGACAAAUACCAAAAAUAAUGCAACCAGACCAACAAACCGAGGAGAAACAACAAUAUGACAGUGUCGAACAGACCAUCGCAUCGAAAUCGGAACCGGAACAGGUCAAGCAGGAAUCAUAUCCUCCAGUGGAAGAGAAAAAAGUCAUCGAAUACCAACCAACAGUAACAGAACAGAAAACAAUCAAAACAAAAGAAAUAAUAACCACAACAGAGUGCAAUCAAAUAAUGGACAAUCUAUUAGAGCAUUUACAACCAGAAUUUAUGCAACAUAUGUCCCAUUAUGUAAUCAAUAAUGUUGAACCAAUACGAAUGGCACGAUGGGGUCGUAUUCAACUGCAUGACGGCCGUUUCAAUCACAUGGGAACCAUUUGUCGCGGCGAUGACUUUCACUCGAAAAAAUUGGGCCAAGAUAAAUACAUGAUCGAAGGAACGAUUCGAGUGCCCGAACCAACAUGCGAAUUCGAAGCCGAUGCAGGAAUGUAUAAUCGGUUGAGAAUACGUAAUCAAUGCGUUCGAUUGGUGGCCAAAGACGCUACAUUCCGUGUGGCAAUGUUUGUGGACCAAAAACGUUCCACCGUGCAUGUAGCUGAAUUGGAACCGCUGGAGUUGAACGAUUUUCAUAUGGAAGAUGAGCGUGGCCGUACCGUCAAAACUGGCAUGCGAUGGCCAUUCAAACGAGUUAGUCAAUGGCAAUUGGAACCACAUCGACAACAAUUCAUGACAAUGUUGACACACGAAUUGUGCGACAAAUUCAGAGAAAUGAUUCAUCGUCCCCAAGUUACACAAGAAAUUAUCCAAUCGGUAUAAUCAUUAUUAUUAAUGUAAUGGAGAGAAAUUAUUAUUACCAUUCAAUCAAAAUCAAAAUAAAUAAAGUCAAUCGAUUGAUUUGAUCGAUUAGUUG
Dermatophagoides pteronyssinus (European house dust mite) is the source of this 2307-nucleotide messenger RNA. RefSeq lists its product as uncharacterized. NCBI's taxonomy places the organism in Eukaryota, Metazoa, Arthropoda, Arachnida, Sarcoptiformes, Pyroglyphidae. The record is from RefSeq and is a predicted model, not a curated record.